Messenger RNA from Somion occarium, 1834 nucleotides. The record is from the annotation of a GenBank genome assembly. NCBI's taxonomy places the organism in Eukaryota, Fungi, Basidiomycota, Agaricomycetes, Polyporales, Cerrenaceae.
ACUGCCUUCAAGGAACUCGAGUCAGUCCCUGCCGGCCGUUCUCCGUCUAACGGAAUGGUACAUACACGUUGCAUCGCCGGCGCACAAUAAACACACUGUUAUUACUCGGUCUGCCACUGCUCUCAAUUAGUGUCGAUCGCCUUCGCUUAGGCGUGCAGCGUGAAGGGGUGACAUCACGUUCCAAUGGCAGAUUCCGGUCAACAAACUGUCGGCGACUAUGCUAAGAGUUCGCUCCGAAAUUCCUCAGCGCAAGGUGAUCCAGUGUACCCAUCCGAUUUAGAAGUCACAGCGUCUAGCAUUACUGCCUCCCUCUUAAGGACUCUGUCUCUCUGUCUAUCCCAUUCUCCCUUCAUCAUGCACCCUCCUACUCAUUCCCCAAACGUGACUCACUCUCCUCGUGCCCCAGAUAGUUCGUCUCCUCGCCACACGACGAUGGCGCGCAGCACAUCCGCCGCUGGUAGUCCACAGUGGCCCAGUACCGACUCCAUGCUGUCUUUCUACCAAGAUCCUGUGGGUUACAUUGGCGAUAUCAUUGACCAACCCCCGAUGCCACAAGACUAUGACAGCAUCGACAACUACUUGAACCCUGACAUAUCGUUUGGCAGUAACCAGUCGGAUGCGUCGUCGUUUAACGCACCCUGGUACGAACCUCCUGCGAACUCGUUGCUGCUUGCUCCCAACGUUCCUCACGACGUCUCUUCCGGUGUUUACUAUCCUUUCUCUGGCAAUCUCGCCCCUCACAACAACACAUCCAACCCUCGGCACCACACCAUUCCCGGCAUACGCGUCAAUACCGCUCUCUCGCCACCAUCAGCGCUUGAGCAUCUCUCAACACCUUAUAAUGCGAACUCGACCCUCAGUGCGUCACCCCGUUCUGGACAUUCCAACUCGCCUUACACUCCUGCUUCGCUCUCACCCAUGCGCAACAACACCCUCGUCGUUGAUUCAGCCCACCAAUCCCCCCAUUCACCCGCCUUGAACGGCAUCCAACAGCUUCGCAGCCCUGCACCCUCUCUUACAGUCAAGAGUCCUUAUUCGAUGGCACCUUACUCCCCAUCUGCUAGCUCCUCUAUCAGUGGCUUCGAGGACAUGUCCUUGGCUAGUGCUGUUGACCCCAACUUUCCCCCAUUCACACAAGUUACCCAGCACGCAUCUGUUUACGACAUUGCUAGGCUGUACCCUGAUUCCAACCGCCUCGUACCCCAGCGCACCUACCGCCCAAAUACACAGAGUGACCGUCGUCGGUACGUGGAAGAAGUGCAAUUGGAGGAACCCAUCAUGUUCUUCGUUUCGAAUCCCGAUGGGCUGGGAAUCUCUUGCAGGGACGCUCUCAACAGUCGCUUCAUUCGUUUACGAGGAAGAGACGAUCAAAUGUUCAUCAACCGUGGACCCAGUGUCUCUAUUCGUGUCAUGUGGCCGGGAUACGCUGCUUGGAGUCGUCAAAUCCCUACUCGUGACUUCCGCACUCCCCCCGGUCCUAUUACCCGUGCCAAGCUCGCCAAAAACGUUGCCAAAACGGUCGACAGGUUCAUUAACGAUAUGAGCACGAAACCUAUGGAAGAUGAGGCUGACCCUCGUUGGCGUGUCGGUAACCACCACAUCACCAUUGACCAGUUGGAGCUUGUUGGUCUCCAACAUGUAUCCAUGGGUAGUUGGCAGGUCCACCUUCGCUUGCGACAAUAGAUGUCGCAAUGUCUUCACACAACCUUGCACUGUCGCGAUAUGUCAUUGGCAACCGUCUCGGUCAUCACCUCUCUUACGUCCUCUCAUCCCUAUGUAUUGCCAUGCCAUGCCCAUCACAUGGGAUCAAUACCCGGCCACUCUUACAAUUACA